GUGCGCUCCCGUGUGCCGCAUGAGGUUCCGCAGCAGCACCUUCCCCACCGGCACCCGAGCCAUCCUCCGGCCCCCUCCGGCCCCAGCCGGGCCCCGGCCUCCGAACGCGGCCGGGCCGAGCGCCUCCCCCGGGCGGCGGCGGCGGCGGAACGGGGCCGGGCCCUGUCGCUACGGCAACGGGGCCCUGCCGGAGGAAAUGGCGGAGGGCGAGCCCCCGGCCUGCCUGAGCCUCCUACGGAGCCUCUGCGGAGCCCCGGCGGAGCCCCGGUUCUGCCUGAGGGCUCAGCCCCGCGGGGCCGCCCCGCUCUUCGUCAACGUGUGCGGCUGCGGCGCGGUGCCGGCCCCCGAAGGCCCCGGGGCGCCCGUGCCCGUCAGGGCCGGGCCGCUGGAAAGGGCGGCCGGAGACGGGGAUCUUUACAGCAUUAUAGAUAUUGCAUAUAACCCAGAUGUUCUUCAGAGGGGAGAAGAAAACCCAGAAAAAAUGAAACAUUUGAUCCAUAUGACACUUAAAUUUGUUGAGGAACGAUGUGACGUUAUUCUUUCGCCUUCGUACACUGUUGAACCAUUCAAGCUGAAAGGCAGCCUGGAAAGGAUGCAGCAACGUCUGCAAGGAUGGCAGAUGCCAAUGCCCUGUCUCAAUCAGAACACAAAGAAGGAACUGACACUUGAUCAGCUGCUACACAGAAUAGAAGCUAAGGACCACAGCAAUGCUCCUAUCCUGCUGAAAAAAGGAAGUGUUACACAGUCUAAAGUGCCUCUGAUAGAGGAAAUUAGCAGUACAGAAGUGCCAGAGGAGCUGAGCACCCCUGUCUAUGAAAUGAGCACCGUGAAGGAUGCAAACGAGAAGCCAUUACAAAUUGAACUGAAAGUUGAAUUGCCUAAAGUUAGCUCUGUUUCUGAGUGUGAUCUGAGAAUUUCAAAGGAUGACAUAAGCAUCGAUGUCCCUGAAAAAUACAAGUUACAACUGGAUCUGCCAGAAUUGGUGGAUGAGGAAACAGCUACAGCAACAUUUAACAAAGGAAGAGGGGUAUUGUUCAUCACAGUGUCAGUUGCAAAGCCCGUGUGUUAAAGAAUUCUACAUUCUGUCCAGUUCCUGUUCACAGAUGACAGAACUAAUCAAAAGCCCAGAACGAGAACCCUGACUUGCAGCUGGUGAUGAGUUAAUUAAUCUUCAAAGGUGAAUACCUCAAACUGCCUUUAGCAAGUACAUGUAGAAAAGGAAGGCAGGAGGAAAAUUAGCACCACCAAACUUAGGAAAACAUAGAGACUAAAUACUCAAGGAAUACUUGAAUAUAUUAACAGCUGUACUAAUGAACCAUAAAUACAUACGAGCCUUACUGUAUCAUUAAUUUUGCUUUAAGAUACAUGGCAGUAGCAGUUGUACUGUUUUUCUGUGUUUUUGUUGUUAAAUAAAUUAUUUUGCUUGCUGGA
Messenger RNA from Cygnus atratus (black swan), 1431 nucleotides. RefSeq names its product PIH1 domain containing 2 (gene PIH1D2). Bases 20 to 1069 code for a protein of 349 amino acids. Gene Ontology annotation, biological process: rRNA processing; box C/D snoRNP assembly. NCBI's taxonomy places the organism in Eukaryota, Metazoa, Chordata, Aves, Anseriformes, Anatidae. The transcript is spliced from 4 exons. Gene Ontology annotation, cellular component: ribonucleoprotein complex; cytoplasm; R2TP complex. The record is from RefSeq and is a predicted model, not a curated record.